UUCUUUGCAAGAACAGGGUCACUCUGUCUGUCUCUGUCUCUCUCUCCCUCUCUCUCUCUCUCUCUCUCCACAAACAGCCCACAUUUCCAGGAUUUAUUAGAUGUGGACUCCCAUAUUUAGGCUCCAGGAUUUGAUGGGGGAAGAUCUUCUUGUAAUGAAUGCUUUCUGAUCAUUAAUGCUGUAUACAGAAAGAAAGUUUCCUAAUGCAGCUACAAGGUUAUUAGAUAAAUAGUCGCUACGGACUGUAGGCAGGUACUAUUUGUGGAUUGCGUUUUUUGUUUCCUCCGAUUUCUUUUAUAGGAUUUCAGUGGUAGAGAGAUUGGAAUAGAGGGGAGCUAGUAGCCAUGGUGAAGGUUUUGUGGGUUGGGAUUGUAAUCGGAAUUUUUUUUAGCAACUGGGUGGAUGGGUUUGAGGGGUAUAAUCUCAAUGAAACAGCAAUGUCUCUGUUUGAAACGGAGGCUUAUGGACUCUCGAAAGCUACGAAAGUUCCCAAUGCUUUGAUGGUAGGACUUACCCUCAUUCAAGGUGCUGGUGCAAAAGGAGCAGUCUGUUUGGAUGGAACAUUACCCGGAUACCAUUGGCAUCGUGGGCAUGGGUCAGGAGCAAAUAGUUGGCUUAUUCAAUUAGAGGGAGGUGGAUGGUGUAAUAACAUUAGAACUUGUGUUUACCGCAAAAAAACUCUACGUGGAUCCUCAACGUACAUGGAAAAGGAGAUAGCAUUUACAGGGAUAUUGAGCAAUAAAGCUGAAGAAAAUCCUGAUUUUUUCAACUGGAACAGAGUAAAACUUCGUUACUGUGAUGGUGCAUCUUUUGCUGGGGAUGGUGAGAAUAAGGCUGCACAGCUGCAAUUUAGGGGACAACGAAUAUGGUUGGCUGCAAUGGAAGAGUUACUGUCAAAGGGAAUGCACUCUGCUAACCAGGCUCUUCUUUCUGGGUGCUCUGCUGGGGGUCUGGCAUCUAUUUUACACUGUGAUGAGUUUCGAGGUUUAUUUCCAAAAGCUACUAAAGUGAAAUGCCUAAGUGAUGCUGGAAUGUUUCUUGAUGUGGCUGACGUAUCUGGUGGGCACACCCUCAGGAACUUUUUUGGUGGUGUAGUGGGCUUACAGGGAGUGCGGAAUAAUCUGCCACAAAUAUGCACUGACAACCUUGAUCCAACUUCGUGCUUCUUCCCUCAGAACUUAAUUGGAAACACUAAAACACCACUUUUUAUUCUCAAUACAGCAUAUGAUUCAUGGCAGGUCCAAUCAAGUUUAGCUCCACCAUCUGCGGAUCCCUCAGGCUAUUGGCAUGACUGUAGAUUAAAUCAUGAAAAAUGUACUCCAGCCCAGAUCCUAUUUCUGCAAGGGUUCCGGAAUGAAAUGCUGAUGGCAAUAAAACACUUUUCAAUUUCUAAACAAAAUGGGUUGUUUAUAAAUUCAUGUUUUGCUCACUGCCAAACAGAGAGGCAGGAUACGUGGUUUUCUGUUAAUUCUCCAGUUAUGGGAAAGAAGGCGAUUGCACUGGCUGUUGGAGAUUGGUAUUACAACCGAGAAAGCGUGAAAGCCAUUGACUGUCCUUACCCUUGUGACAAGAGUUGCCACCAUCUGGUUUUCAGAUGAGCCAAGUUUUACUGAUUGGUAGACUCACCUGGUGAUUUUCUCGGGGAACUAUUUAUUUCCAUUUGAUAUUUGAAAGAACUCAGCAACUAAAUUGAAUUUGUUAGAUGACAAAAAGGAGAAGAAAAAAAUAAAGGUUUCUAAGAAGUGCAAAUAUAUUCAAUGCCUUGUUCAGUGAUAUACAAUGUCAUGAUAAAUGGAGUUUAUAUUACCAGUUUA
Messenger RNA from Juglans microcarpa x Juglans regia, 1814 nucleotides. Its product is annotated as pectin acetylesterase 12-like. Gene Ontology annotation, cellular component: plant-type cell wall. The transcript is spliced from 12 exons. NCBI's taxonomy places the organism in Eukaryota, Viridiplantae, Streptophyta, Magnoliopsida, Fagales, Juglandaceae. The record is from RefSeq and is a predicted model, not a curated record. Gene Ontology annotation, biological process: cell wall organization. Gene Ontology annotation, molecular function: pectin acetylesterase activity. Bases 345 to 1598 code for a protein of 417 amino acids.